Molecule: messenger RNA, 2814 nt
Organism: Glycine soja
Lineage: Eukaryota; Viridiplantae; Streptophyta; Magnoliopsida; Fabales; Fabaceae
Product: squamosa promoter-binding-like protein 7
Exons: 10
Coding region: 190-2520 (776 amino acids)
Cellular component (GO): nucleus
Molecular function (GO): DNA binding
Source: RefSeq, a predicted model, not a curated record
UGCAAAUGUCGCCACGAUGACCCCAUCAGCGAUCACGUUCAGUUGUUGCUGAAUACAAGAGAAAGAGAAAGAGAUCUAAACAACGCCGUUUCUUCCAUUCUCCGCCAAACAUCCAACAACCCCUAACAAACGAUACCACCAACCACUACACAAUUCCAAUUCAAUUAGGGUUUCCAAUUUCCAAUUUUCAUGGAACCCCUGUCUCUCCCUCCUCUCCCAGUCAUGGACGACGCCGAAGACCCUUCCUCCAUUUGGGACUUCUCUUACCUCCUCGACUUCGACCUCGACGACCAAGAUAUUAUUAUUAAUAACAACAACUCUCUCCCUCUUCCCUUAAACGACCACCCCGCUCCAAGCGAGAUCCCUCAAAACGACAGGGUCCGAAAGCGCGACCCGAGGCUCACAUGCUCCAACUUCCUCGCGGGUCGGGUCCCCUGCGCCUGCCCCGAACUCGACGCCAUACUCGAGGACGAGGGUUUGCCUGGCAAGAAACGCGCCCGCACCGCGCGUGCAUCUGCAUCCGCUCGCUGCCAGGUCCCUGCCUGCGAGGUCGAUAUCUCAGAGCUGAAAGGGUAUCACCGCCGACACAGGGUUUGCUUGCGCUGCGCUAAUGCCGCCACCGUUAUGCUCAACGGCGAGGCCAAGAGAUACUGCCAACAGUGUGGAAAGUUUCACGUUUUGUCGGAUUUCGACGAGGGUAAACGGAGCUGUAGAAGGAAGUUAGAGCGGCAUAACACCAGAAGGAGAAGAAAGCCUACGGCGGAUUCUGGAGGGGCUACUCAUAGUGAACUACUUCAACCUGUUGCCGAAAACGAGGAAAACAAUUAUGAUGUGGAAGCUGGAAAAGAUUGUUCGAAUUUGAGUACCGAUAUCAACGACGUUGGAGUGUCUCUGGAUCUUGAAGAUGAACCGGCUCCCAUUCCGAGCUCGGCUCCUGAAGCCCAGAAUAUUAAUAGUGAUAGUGUUGUGUCUUUGGCUGUUUCUGGUGAAACGCGAGUGAAUAGUGGGAACACUUCCAAUUCGCCUUCUUAUUGUGACAAUAAGAGUGCCUAUUCGUCUAUGUGCCAAACAGGUCGGAUUUCUUUUAAGCUUUAUGAUUGGAAUCCUGCGGAAUUUCCUAGAAGGCUACGACAUCAAAUAUUCCAAUGGUUGGCAAGUAUGCCUGUGGAGUUGGAGGGAUAUAUCCGCCCUGGGUGUACGAUCCUGACAAUUUUUAUUGCAAUGCCUAACAUCAUGUGGAUAAAUUUACUGAAAGACCCUUUGGAGUAUGUGCAUGAUAUUGUUGCUCCUGGAAAGAUGCUAUCUGGAAGAGGCACUGCACUAGUUCAUCUGAAUGACAUGAUCUUCCGUGUUAUGAAAGAUGGAACUUCUGUGACGAAUGUCAAGGUAAACAUGCAUGCACCGAAGCUUCACUAUGUUCAUCCCACAUACUUUGAGGCUGGCAAACCUAUGGAGUUUGUUGCUUGUGGAAGUAACUUACUGCAGCCUAAGUUUCGGCUUCUUGUAUCGUUUUCUGGAAAGUAUCUGAAAUGUGAGUAUUGUGUGCCUUCUCCACAUAGCUGGACUGAAGACAACAUUUCUUGUGCUUUUGACAAUCAGUUAUACAAGAUAUAUGUUCCUCAUACAGAGGAAAGUCUCUUUGGGCCUGCAUUUAUUGAGGUGGAGAAUGAAUCUGGUUUAUCAAACUUUAUUCCUGUACUCAUUGGGGAUAAAAAAAUUUGUACUGAAAUGAAGACACUGCAACAAAAAUUAGAUGUAUCUCUCCUUUCUAAACAAUUUCGGUCUGCAUCUGGUGGUUCUAUCUGUAGCUCAUGCGAAACUUUUGCACUUAGUCACACAUCAUCAUCAGACUUACUUGUAGAUAUAGCAUGGUUGCUUAAGGACACCACUUCAGAAAAUUUUGACAGAGUGAUGACAGCUUCACAAAUUCAAAGAUAUUGCCAUUUGUUGGACUUUCUGAUAUGCAAUGAUUCAACAAUCAUUUUGGGAAAAAUAUUACCAAAUUUGAUGAUCUUGACAGAAAGCAUGAAAUCCAAUGUUGUAAUUAAUAGGACAAGUGAUGUUGACAUAAUGCAACUCCUGAAUCACAUACAUAAUGCUAGAAAUGCCGUAUAUCAGAAACAUCCGAAAAGUGAAAGUAUAAUUGUGCACUCUGAAAUGAAAGGCUUUAUACUUGCUCAGGGCUGCUCCCAAGAUAACAAGCUAUCAGUUGCAAUUAACAGCCAGGGUAUCCAGUCGAGAGCAGAUGAGAAGUGGGGAGUACUGAAAGUGAAAAGUCCAACUUCUAAUGAGAAAAUGGAAAGAAUACCACUUUUGAAGAGGGAUAUUAUAAUGAGUAUGGAAGAGUUGCCUGAAAGAUACGGGCGUCGAUGUUUGGGCAGGGGAUUCUUGACCUUUCGGCCAGCUAUUUUUGUGUUGGUUUCGGUUGCUGUAUGUCUUGGGGUAUGUGUUGCCGUCCUUCAUCCUGGUAGGGUUAGUGAGUUAGCAGUAUCCGUUAGAAGGUGUUUGUUUAACUAUUAGUAUUUUUUUGUACUUGUCUUCGAGUUGGUACAUAUUUGUUGUAACACUAAAUAAACUGGUGUUAUUGGGAUGAUUAGGUAGUUUAUUACAUUGGAAAGCUUAAUCCAAGGUUGCUAAUUUGUGCAUUACCAAUUUUAUCGGAUGUCCAGAGGGACUUGCAGUUGCAGGUGCUGUGACUGCAACGAGUCUGAUCAUUAAUAGUUAAAAUUUGUAAUUCAUGUUACCAUUAUUACAAUUGGGUGUUUAUGCUAGAUCUCUCUCUAGAAAUGUGUAAAGUAAGAAACUUUCAUGGAA